This is a messenger RNA of Ylistrum balloti, 894 nucleotides long. RefSeq names its product solute carrier family 25 member 45-like. The transcript has 5 exons. Lineage: Eukaryota; Metazoa; Mollusca; Bivalvia; Pectinida; Pectinidae. Gene Ontology annotation, molecular function: transmembrane transporter activity. Gene Ontology annotation, biological process: transmembrane transport. The record is from RefSeq and is a predicted model, not a curated record. Gene Ontology annotation, cellular component: mitochondrion. The coding region runs from base 1 to 894 and encodes 297 amino acids.
AUGUCGGGGCACUGGUCACAUGACUAUCUAGCAGGAGGAUUGGGAGGCGCAGCAGGUCUGUUGGUUGGCCACCCGUUUGAUACCGUAAAGGUCCAGCUUCAGACUAGGACGACCGACCAGCGUUACCGUGGGACGAUUGACGCUGUAUCUGGAAUUAACCAGACCGGUUGGGUUCGAGGUUUUUUUCGAGGACUGUCAUGGCCUUUGUUUACCUUCGGUAUAGUUAACAGCAUACUUCUUCGUGUCUAUGGAAACACCAUGAAGAUUUUAGAAAAGAACGAUCCAGAAGACCGGAAGAAGCAUUAUAUGAAUGUGUACUUCGCCGGAUGUACCGGCGGAGCAGCGUUCCAAGUGGUGGCAAUACCAUUUGAUUACAUAAAAGUAGUUCUUCAAUCUCAAAUUCAGCGCAACAAUGGAGGCUCAGUGGAGAUUCAAAAUCGGGUGCGGUAUUUUCGUGGACCUGUAGAGUGCACGGUCCACACCUACCGUACACUAGGUCUGUCAGGUCUGUAUAAGGGUGGAACUGUGAUGGCAGUAAGAGACAUUCCGACUUGUGGCCUGUAUAUGCUCACAUAUUCCUACAUCGGCGACCUUCUCAGGCGAAAACGGUGGACAGAUAGUCGAGGUGUCAUAGCUGAACUCAUUUCCGGAGGAUGUGCCGGCAGUUUGGCUUGGUUUGCGACCAUGCCAUUUGAUGUUAUUAAGAGUCGGUACCAGGCAGACUUUGAUGGUGUUUAUAAGCGACCUUUAGAUUGUGCCAUAGCUAGUUAUAAAGAAGAGGGUUUCCGAGUGUUUUAUAGAGGAACUGUUGUUACUUGUUUACGCGCUUUCCCGUCAUGCGCAGUAGCAAUGCUGGUUUAUUCAUAUGUUUUAGAUGUAUUAAAGAAAACAUGA